This is a messenger RNA of Dictyostelium purpureum, 1044 nucleotides long. RefSeq lists its product as uncharacterized. The coding region runs from base 1 to 1044 and encodes 347 amino acids. The transcript has a single exon. The record is from RefSeq and is a predicted model, not a curated record. Lineage: Eukaryota; Evosea; Eumycetozoa; Dictyosteliales; Dictyosteliaceae.
AUGCAAGGCAACCAACCAAAUCAACCAAACCAACCAAAUCUACAACAACAACAACAGCAACCAACACAAAUGCCAUCUGAUCCAAGACUUCAAGGCCAACCACCACAAAUACCACAACCAAAUCAGCAACAAAGCCCACAAAAUCCACAACAAAAUCCACAACAAAUCCCACAGCAAAAUCCACAACAGCAAAACCCACAACAAAACCAACAAUGGAGAGGAAAUGAUUUUCAAAAUUCACAACAAAAACACCCAAUUCAAUCAUUAAUCGAAAAUACAAAUCCUGCACAGUUAUUCGAAAUGUUAAAUAAUAUGAAAAAUUUUGUACAAAAUCAACCAGAUCAAGCUCGAUCUAUUUUAAUGAAUUAUCCGCAAAUGGGUUUAGCUUUGCUCCAUGCUCAAGUAGUAUUGGGAAUGAUAUCACAAAAUACAGCACAACAAAUUUUAGUAAUGAAUCCAAAGAAUCAACCACAAAACUCACAACAAAGCCAACCAGGCUUUAAUCAAUCACCACAAAUGUAUAAUCAAAAUCCAAUGAUGGGUAAUAUGGGUAAUCCUAAUAUGGGUGGUAAUAUGGGAGGAAACAUGGGAAAUCCAAAUUAUAAUCCAAACAUGAACCCUAACAUGGGUGGUCCUAAUAUGGGAAAUCCUAAUAUGGGUAAUCCAAACAUGAGUGGUCCUAACAUGGGUAAUCCAAAUAUGGGAGGACCAAACAUGGGUAACCCAAAUAUGGGUGGUAAUCAAAACUAUAAUCCAAACAUGGGAGGACCAAACAUGGGCACUCCAAUGAUGGGUAACCCCAAUAUGGGCAAUCCAAACAUGGGUAAUCCAAAUAUGGGAGGUCCUAAUAUGGGUAAUCCAAAUAUGGGUAAUCCAAACAUGGGCAACCCUAACAUGGGUAAUCCAAACAUGAGUGGUCCUAACAUGGGUAAUCCAAUGAUGGGCAAUCCAAACAUGAGUGGUCCUAACAUGGGUAAUCCAAACAUGGGCAAUUUUAAUAAUCAACAAAAUUGGAAUCAAAGACAACAAUUUAAUAGAAAUUAA